This is a messenger RNA of Wasmannia auropunctata (little fire ant), 9775 nucleotides long. RefSeq lists its product as uncharacterized. The record is from RefSeq and is a predicted model, not a curated record. Bases 101 to 8299 code for a protein of 2732 amino acids. NCBI's taxonomy places the organism in Eukaryota, Metazoa, Arthropoda, Insecta, Hymenoptera, Formicidae. Gene Ontology annotation, cellular component: cytoplasm. The transcript is spliced from 14 exons. Gene Ontology annotation, biological process: intracellular signal transduction; protein phosphorylation; microtubule cytoskeleton organization. Gene Ontology annotation, molecular function: protein serine/threonine kinase activity; ATP binding; tau-protein kinase activity.
AAAAGAGCGAGAGAGAGCAACAAGGAGAGGGAAUAAUCCGUGCUCUAGAGUUCACAUAUUCGUACAGAGUUCAUACAUUCGUAAGAUAAACGCGGAUAAGAUGGUUGUCGGAGAAGCAAGUAUACAUAAUAUAAUGGGAGGGAUGGAGAGUACGGGUGGUGUGCGGCUUCAUAAUCAUAAGCGGAAACUGAAGCAAAGGUUCGACAUUAUAAAGAAAUUAGGGCAAGGCACCUACGGUAAGGUGCAAUUAGGAAUAAACAAAGAGACUGGUCAGGAAGUGGCGAUAAAGACAAUUAAAAAAUGCAAAAUAGAAACGGAGGCUGAUCUGAUCAGAAUACGAAGAGAGAUACAGAUCAUGUCGAGUGUUCAACAUCCGAAUAUUAUUCACAUCUACGAAGUGUUUGAAAACAGAGAGAAAAUGGUGCUGGUGAUGGAGUAUGCAGCCGGUGGAGAACUGUACGAUUAUCUGAGCGAGCGCAAAGUUUUGAACGAACACGAGGCUCGCAGAAUAUUCCGACAGAUAGCCACAGCUGUUUUCUAUUGCCAUAAACACAAAAUCUGCCACAGAGACCUGAAGCUCGAGAACAUUUUAUUGGAUCAAGUUGGAAACGCCAAGAUAGCCGAUUUUGGUCUUUCGAACGUGUUCGACGAGCAGCGAUUAUUAAACACAUUUUGUGGCAGUCCAUUAUACGCGAGUCCAGAGAUAGUGAAAGGAACUCCUUAUCACGGGCCAGAAGUGGAUUGCUGGAGUCUAGGUGUUUUACUGUAUACAUUGGUCUACGGUGCUAUGCCCUUCGAUGGGUCCAACUUCAAACGACUAGUCAAGCAGAUUUCGCAAUCCGAUUAUUUCGAGCCCAAAAAGCCAUCUCCCGCAUCGCCGCUUAUAAAGGAGAUGCUCACGGUGUGUCCCGGUAGGCGUGCCGAUAUCGAGAGAAUUUGCACUCACUGGUGGGUGAACGAAGGUUACGAGCAAAAUUGUCUCGAUAUCGCUGAGGAUUUGGCAGCUCAGACUCCAGUUCGAUUGGAUCUAUUGCUCUCUCUAGUGCCACAGUCAGCCAGUGCCGAGAAAUUACUAGUAGGGGGCGAUCAGCAGGCAGGUGGAGAUGUUGCAAAUAAUAUGUCUUCCGAAACGUUGGUGCCUACUAGAUGCCAUUCGGUCGGCAGCUUAAUGGAGCUCGACCAGAAUAGCUCCGACAGAAGGAUAAGAGAAUUGUACGAGGAGGAGCCGAGGUGUUCCGCUACUGGUGACGCAAAGAGAAAAUUGGAGACAACACCGUCGAUGGACGAGACGGCCGCGGCGGGCGUGAAAAGGAAAGAGAGAUCGAGAAGGAAAGAAAAGUCAGACGAGAGAGAGCCUAGGGCGUACAGAUCUUCAUCAAGGCAUCAUUCGGCUCCAAUUCCAAAUUCUAUAUCGGAGGAGGCGAUGGAGGUAGAACCGACAGCCAUUGUAACUGUUCCUAUGAGUAAGACUGUUGAUUUUGAUAAAAUAGAGGCAGCUUGUCUAGAGCUAAUUGAAGAAUCAAAGGAAAGAUCGCCAAGUAAAGAAAGGAGUAAAACUCCGUUGAUAAACGAAUAUCAACAGCCACGUGCUGAGCUAAUGUCUACCGAAAACUCAGCUCAGCAGAUCUGUAAGAUUAAUCAAAAGGUUAGCGAAGAUGAGCAAGACAAGUCGCAGCAAAAGUGUGUCGAGUCUCCUGAUAAGAGUUUAUAUGAAGACGCGAUUGAGAAGGCUGCUUCAGAAAACAUGAAUAAGGUAUCGAAUGAGGUAGUGUUGAAAAAGUCGAGUGAUCUGAAAUCAAAAGUGCCAAUUGAAAGCAACACGAGUGUCAAAAACGAAAUGUCGCAAGAUAUGCAACAAUUAGAACCAACGGAGAACGAUUUCAAAAAGCUGAAGGAAAAGGCGCUCUCCUUAGAUUCCGAGCUGUCGAAUGAAGUGGCUCUACUACCUGCUAAACCCGUCGAGAGACGACGUUCCAAAAUAUUUGAAACGGCUGAAAAAUUCAAUCAGUUGUCAUCUACUACGGAAAAUGAGAAACCUAAAAAGAUAUUUAUUCCCGGCGUUAACGUAGGAGGCGCGAAACGAGCCUUCGAACGAAAGGCCAGUCUCUCAUCCGCAGCCACCACGUCGCCUCCUACGAAAGCCAGCGCGUCCAAAGUUAUCAUUGAUGUACCAGUCAACAAGAAAGGCGAGAAGGAUGAGCAGAAGCAGACACCGGGGAGAGAUCAUCGAGAGAUCACGGCCACUGAAGAUAAAUCGGAUAAGCGAGACGAAGCGAAGAAACGUGCUAUCGAUAUCAUUAGUGGUGCGAUUGGUAAGCCUCCAAUGCAGAAGAAGUUGAACGGCUCAUCACCGAGUUCAAUAUCGCCUCAGAGCCUGGAGUCCUCUAAAAAACUCGGACUGAAGAUACAGGUUGCGCCGAAUGACAUACGAUCGGCCAUGGUAUCGGUCUCCACGCCGAUCGAGACAAAAUUCGACCUUGAUGUGAAGUCAGCAGCAGUAGCAGCAGCAGCAGCACCAGAAGCAACUAUCACUAGUACUACAUCUGACAUAACUGGUAUCGAAAAUUCGCAAUUGGAGGAACCGAAGAUAUCUAGUAAAAUGGAAAUAACAUUAAAAAGUGCAACAUUACCCAGACGAAAAACAAGCAAAGCUGAAAUAACGUUGUCCGGAGUCAGACCACCAGAAACUAUAGCGUUCAAGUCUGAGGUAGAAGCUAAAAUUGAUGCUUUUCAGCCGCAGAAACUGCGCACGCAGAGAUCGGAGGUGGCAUUCCCGGUUGCCGCAGCGGUGCCUCAUGCAAACAGAAGUUCAAGCUUAGAACCGGAAGGCAGACCUAAGGCUGCACCGCCCAGAGAAAGAAUUAUACCUAUUCAGGUAGAAGCAGGACUUGAGCGUACGCAGCAUUCAUCCACACCACCGCCUAAACCGCCAAUGUCCCAGAGAUCAAUGUCUCAACAAUCAGGUUCUCUGUCUCGUCAAUCAACCGCCGAUUCAGACACGGACAGCGCUCUCGGUUCAACUGUAGGACCGGAACCAAUUAGAAAGAGUCCUAGAGAGUACAUAAUUCCUAUCGCGGUAGAAGGUGGCGGUUACGUUACUCCUAGGUCAGGUAGUCUGGAGCCGGAAAAUACGACCAGUACACCGACUACGAGUACGAAUCCACCGAGAUCCCGAUUUGUUAGACCAAGAAGAAUGAGCUCUCUUUUGUCGGAUGCUAGCGAAGACGAGUCUCCUUUCUCUCCGUUGCACGGGGAGGAUUUAUUGCAAAGACAUAUGCAUCGAUUGAGAAGUUCGCGACCGUCCAGGCAACCAUCCGAGCACGCCGAUAGCUUGUCGUCUGGCGAGGACGACGAUGAUGACGGUUUCGAGUUAUUGACUGCCGAAAACUUGUUCUCUACGUUACUAUCUAGAGUGCGAAGUCUGACGCAGCGACUUAACGUUGAUGACAAUCGAUCUGGCGGUUUUCCAAGCAGUAGACUGUUCGGCAGACUCGGCUCCCAAUCGUCACAAGCGUUUUGGGGUCUUAAUAAACCAUUGUCCAGCUACGAGAGCUAUGUCGAAACACGGACUAUGACUACACGACUCUCGGAAUCACAAUUUAAACAUUCUCUGAAUCGUGAUGCGGAUAUAUUUUCAAAAAGAGACUCUGCUAGUACUUCCAAUCCCGGAACACCAAAUAGCCCUGGAUCGCGCAGCACACCUUCCAGAGAAAGUAUCUUCGAAAUCGGGAACAACACCUUGCCAAGAGAUAAAGUAGAAGUAUACGAAGAAGAUGUGAAAGCGGAAAUUGCGGCGCAAAUCAGAAGGGAGGCGCAAGAAUCUCUGGAGCAGAAUUUCACUCCCAGCUUGGCACGUAGAUUGAGUAGACAAUUUAUUGAGCAAACCCGACAAUCUGUACCGCGUUCCCCAUCUUCGACGCGCGAGAGCAAUAGAUAUUAUCAAUCGCCAACGAGGGAUUUGACGCAGAAUCUGGUAGGCCCGAGUGAAAUCAUGAAACGGUACUCCACGUCUACGACUUCUGAUCGGACCGAAUACAGAGGCAAAUCGCUCGAUCGAGGACUUAGGAGGACCAACAGUUUGCUAGAACCGUGCAAGUAUAACAAAUUAGAAGGGCAUGUCUCACCGCGAAGAAGCAUCAGCCUGUUCGACGACUGCGAUAAUGGUUGCGAUGACAAGCUGUUGCCACCUCUACCGAAACACAUAAUGACACUCGGCCGCAAGUACAAGGAAUCGAUUAGAUCAAACGUCGUUGGUAUUACGAGACGAGAUAGCUUUCAUAGUUACAGAACGGACAAGAUCCAGGAAGAGUCCAGUGACGACACAUACCUGUCCGCUUGCAAAGAAGAUAUCAACGUCGCGGAGAAUGGCUCCAUAUCGGAAGGUACAUCGAUAUCCAUGUGUAAUUCAAACGCUAAUUUGGUGGACAAUACCAUCACUACCACCGCCACCACUACCACCACCACUGCCGCCGCCACCACUACCUCGAGCAUGUCGGUUAGAUCUUGCGAAAUCUCUCCCACGGAAUCCUCGUCGAAUCUGAGUGACUAUGGUAAAUCGAUCUACAAAUCAGACAUCUCCAAGAGUUUCGAGAACCGAUUGCUGGCGGCAGAGAAUCUAAUCAAGGAAUCAAAAUUGAAAAACUUGACGUCGCAGCAAUUCAAUCCAAAUCUCAGCUGCAAUUACAAGGAUACGGACAAGUGUGACAAAGAGACCCUGAUGAAUACUUCGGAUCCACAGUCGUCAGCCAGCUCCGUCGCGUCCAAGAGACGCAGUUGCAUCCCGAGUCUCAGAUUACGUUCGGGUUCGUUGACCAGAGAAUCGAGCGUAAGCGCGGACCGCGGAAAGUCAUUUGCCGGUUCAUCUGACGCAUCAGCCGGAAGCGUUAAUCAGGAAAGAUCGAUCCUGAGCAAACUCUUCAGAGGCAGUGGCAGUGGUAGCGGCAGCGGCAGCGGCACCGGCACUGGCACUGGCACCAGCACCGAUAAAGAGGCCGAAUCGAAGGACAGCAACAAGAAUAAAAAACCAAAACAGCAUCGCAUCUCGCGUUUCUUGCGGCCGGAUUUUUUUGACACGCCACGAGAGGAGAGCCAGUAUGUGAAGGAAAAAGAAGCACAAAGAGCGGCAGAAAACGAACGCCGAAAGUCACGGUUUAUGAGACGAAAAAGCGAGAACAAGGAACGUAAUGAAGAUUGCUCGAGAGACGAUAAGAUCUGUAAGGAACAGAAGAACGAAAUAAAUGCGCUGCAGAAAGAUAAACUGGACGGUGCCAUUGGGGCCGCGGUCGCCUCCUCUUCCUCCAUCUCCUUCGAAGACAAGCCCAACAAGGAGAAUAAAGAAAGAACGAAGGUCGAACAAGGCUCGAAGAGUAGCUUUCUCCAUUCGUUGGAGAAAAAGUUGGAGAGAUUGCGCUCGAAUGACGAGACAACAACGAGUACGGUCGCGAAGCCGAUGAUGAACGGCAGCUCAAUAUCCGGUGAUCUCGGAAAGGAACGUGGAUUGCGCGAGUGCUCCGCACCGCCCGCAAACUCUGAGGGAUCGAGCUUGCUCGAGGUGAAGAGGACGUUGAGCGUGGAAGAUCUCUCUUGUCGUGGAGGAUCGAACAAGGAUGCCAGGAAUGUGUCCAACUCGAAGGGUCGAGUGACGUCGGUAUUAGGACUGUUCAAAACGAACGCGGAUACGACCAAACGGAAUACGAACGGUGGCAGUCGAACGCAGAACGUAAUCAUGAGUAAAUUAAAGAGGAGCCCGCCCAAAUGUGUCAAAUUGACGACUGAGUCAUCUUUGGAGGAAGAUAUGACCGCGACGAGCAAAAUCCCGACGAAAUUCGCUAGAACCAACAAUAAACCGACGAAAAGAUUACCGGAGAACAAGAGAUCGCCGGAGAAGGUAAUGACCGAAAUGUGUAAAAGAUCAUCGUCCAAGGAAAAAUCGAAGGAGAAGGAGUCGAUUGUUAAAGAAAGAAAACCUUUUGUGGAAAAGCAAUCGAAGGAAUUUAAAAGAGCCACACCAUCCUCGGAUGUUUCAGCUGCAUCGUCAUCCGCGGAUAAAAUAAUGCUGGACAAAGUGGACUCAUUGUCAGUAAGAAAAUCGUCGGACCAGUCGGAUUCUCCGCGGAAAGUCAUCGACGACAAGCACAAGGCGUCUAUUAUCAAUGACGAAGAUAAGAAACUAAUUAAAACCAAAAAAAACAUCAGCUCUCUAGUAAGCAGGAACGAAUCCGUCACGAGAAUCGACAAGGGCGAGGACGUGGAUAAGAAGACUAAGAAACUGGUCAAGUCGAAAGAAAAUGCGGAUAAAGAUGAGAUUAACAGUUCUAGAAAGAAGAGAAUAGUGCGCGUCGUGAGGAAAGUUGUCAAAAAAUCGUCCGACAGUUCCGAAAGCAAAUCCGAUGAAAAGGGAAAAUCAUCGAAGCCGUUGACGAAGAAGAAAACCGUAACGACGAAGAAAGAGAAGAGUCCCGAAGACCCGAGUAUCAUGGUACAAGAUUUGAUCGAAGAAAAUGAUCAGACUAUCGCAAAAUCAUCCUGCUCUAAAGAGGUGGCGUCAGAUCUGCCAGCGAUGCCCAGGGAUGCUGAAUGCGCGAUGGGAAAUAUAACUAUGAAUCAGAUGAAAAAUGAUAUUAAGGGAACCCGUGUAUUGGAUAAAUGUAUCGAUGUAAAUGUCGCCUCGUCCACCGAUAUGCAUAUCGUCUCGCAGGUGAAUUCCAUUCUUCAGAACGCUUCGAGUUCUCCGAAGAAAGACUGUCCAAGUUCUCAAAGCAUUACGAGCGCUUUGACCAUAGAUUCCUCGAAUUCUACGGCUUGGGUCGAUCCGAGUUUUAAUAUCUGUCAGUCGAAGCAACAACCAACGUUGGAACAAUAUCGACCAAAUAGGGCGAAUUUGAAACUCGAUUUGUCUAAGAUACCACAACACACAUUUAGACACGCGACUCCUAAGAAAGAUUCGCCCGGAUCUGAUUCACCAAAAUCAAAUCCCGCCACAUCUACUGGAUUGCCUAAAACGGACGAUCUUAUAGAACGAGGAAAUGGUUCCGACAAACUGAUGGAGCGUCUGUCGAAGAUGACGCAUCACGCCAACAUCACCGGCAACAAGAUAAUCAUCGAUAAGCCGUUGCGAGCGAAGGAUGUCGCCGAACUAAAGCGAGAGGUCACCGAAUAUGCUAGAAUCAUAGAGAAUCACGUGACGGAAUCGCGAGACGAUUACUGUGAGCCGAAAGAGAUAACUGAACUGAAUCCUGAAGGGAUUAACAGUGUUACAGUGACUAAAGAGCCACCGGAUGAUUGCACCAGUGAGAUGUUCACGCCCGAGGAACCCGAGAGUUUUGAUUCCUGGUCAAUUUGUUCGGCUGAUCUGAAUCAUAUUCGCGGUGAUUUGCACUCGCCGACAUCACCGUCGUACUCUCUAUUCAUGCGUGGAUCCGACAGCUCAGAAUCGGUAAUAGACCGAAUACGAAGACGCAGCUUUUAUUCGAGGUUCAAUGAUCGAAAGAGGCCAUCCUUGAUGGCGCCGCCACCGGGUGUCAAUAGCGUCACUCUGCCUAGAAGAUUCAGUUUCAACAGUUCUAGAGAAAGGGAGCGCGACAGAUUGCACAAUUAUGGAGUUUCCAAGAGGACGAAGGACAAAGGUUACAUUUUGUACGGCGAUGACGAGACACCAGCCUUGAGAAAAUCACCGAUCGAUCGAGAGAAAUAUAGCGACGCAUCGAAUACAUCGUCGUACGGUCAUCAGACGGAAGCGAGAGCCUUCCUCGAUCAUCACGGUAGUGGCUUGCCAUCUUCCUCGCACGAUUCCCUGCGGAGAUACGCAAGGUCUCCGACGCUGGAUCUUAUCACCUCUCGCGUCAAGUAUCAUAGCACGGAUGUCAUCGCGGACAACGAUUUCGCCGGAGUCUCGUACAAGGGUCCUCUCUCGAGAUCGUUUCUGAGUGCAGACGGCAUGACGGACUCUUCCUACUAUGGCAGAAAUACGUCGACCACUUUGCCGAAAAAGUACGGCUCCACCGUCGGUGGUCUAGAACCGAAGAGCGUAGAAUAUUAUGAGGAGAUUUUGUCACCGAGCAAUCCUGACUGUCUAUCGCCACGCGACACUUGCCGAUCACCGUUGCUGGAUAUCUAUUUGAGCAGAUGCGAGAAUGGAUGUAAUCACAAUGGUAAUUUGGAUUUGGAUUUGCAACAGUUUAAUGCCGAUAAACCAAGGUCCUACACGGAUGCGGAAAUUGUUCAAGGAGACAGUAAGCUGCUUGGUGAGCAGAAAAGAAACAUAAUUCAACGCUUCAGCGAAACGAGGGAUGCGUCCUAGACAGCUGCGGAGAUAUCCUAUCGAAUAUAUUUAUUACUGAACGGAAUUGAUUUCAUUCAGACAGAAAGUAAAGUUUUUAAAAAGAUAAUAUGCCAAACACACACCAUUUUACUAUACAAUGAUUUUAUAAUGUAGUAUUCGCGCCAAAAUGUCUCGCGCUUCUUCGUCAUAGCGAUGAAAUAGUCACGAUGGCAAUAAAAAUGCAACGAUAAAUAUGAUUAAAUAUUUGACUAUGUAUACAUCGCGUUAUAUUAAAAUUAUUGUAUACGCUUAAAAUUGCUUUAGACUCAAAAUAAUAAAUUCUACGGGUAUUUCUCAUGAAUCUAAUUCUAUCUGAAUCCGUGAUAAAUUUUGUUAUUCUUCAUUACACAAAAAUGCGUCUCUGCGAAAUUUUUUUCCUUUUAUUUUCCUUUCUUUUUCAUAUUAUGUUGAAAAUUAACAAAGAAAUGUGAAAGAAAUUUCAACGUAUUUUUCAUCGCAUCGAAUCUUUAAGCGUUUCUGAUAUUGGAAAAUAUAAUUGUAGUGACAUUUUCUCUAUAACUAAUUGUAAGUAAGACGAAGAGGGCUAAGAGAACACUUUGACUCUGAUAUUUAUAGAAAUAUAAACAUAAAAGUUCAUAUAUAGUUGCUUCUGUUAUAGUUAUCGCAGCGACAACGAAAUAUGAAAAAAUCUUGCCAUUUAUUUCAUCACUCUAAUUUGCGUGCCAAAGCGUCAACAAAGCGUUGACAAAUUUAAACUGCAUACGAUAAGUCAUUUUUUUUUAUUGGAGAAAUAUAUUGGGUCAAUUUUUAUCAGUUUAUCUUUUGUCAUAAUUAUAUUCAUAGUGUGAAGAUAAAAUAAUUUGUAAAUACAUAAAUACUUUAAGAGUAAACUGUCAAAUACGUUUUUGACUGCAUCAAGAAAAUUAUCUAGGUAUUAUAAUUUUAUAGCGUCACGUCAAUUAACAACUAAUUAACAAAUCGAAUAAUGAUCGAAUCAGCAUAACGCGAUUUAAGACGCGAUAGGCUAAAGACUAGUAAAAAGCGCGAACCGCGCGUUUUAGUUCCUUACGCGAGUAUCGCUUUAUACAGUCGAAUUUUUGUAAUUCUUCCUUUUAUAUAUUCUUUUCCUUAUUCUUUCUCCUAGUUUUCUUAUCGCGCUGCUCUCUUCCAUGUUCGUCACUUAACUAUAUAUGUAUGUGUGUAAAAUAACGACAUAAAAUAAUAAGAGAGAGAGAGAGAGAGCGCAGCACGGAGGGAAGACAAAUGGAAAGGAGAAAGGACCGAGAAGACAUAAAGGAAGAAAUAUGAAUGUUUUAUUAUAUAUCUAUGAAAACAGUUUUUUUGAAUAAAUUAAUCAGAGAUAGAGAGAAAAGAAACAACGAUGUUAUAUUAGGCCUAAAAACUUUUGACUGAUCAGCCUUACGGUCUUCCGCUUGUUACGUACGUGUUUUCUAUUGAUAUACAUAUUUUAAAAUAAACAUCGAUACUCUUCAA